UAACUGCAGGUACCGCGGUGCUCCCUCCUACAGAAACAACAUCAGUCCGGAAAACUAAGAACUACUAACACCUGGUUUGAUGGAAGACUUUUAGCCCUUAUCAGCCUCGGAUAUUCAUGUAUGGACUGACAGCGAACUCACUGUAAGGAGGAAUAAAGCUGACCGGUGGAGAUGGCGUUAUGGAUCCAGGCUCAGCAGUUAAAGGGGGAUGCACUGCACCAAAUGCAGGCUCUGUAUGGCCAACAUUUCCCCAUAGAGGUGCGACACUACCUGGCACAGUGGAUCGAGUCUCAGCCAUGGGAUGCGAUAGACGUGGAGAAACAGCAGGAGGAGUUUAAAGCCAAGCGUUUGUUGGAAAGCCUGAUUCAGGAACUGCAAAGAAAGGCUGAACACCAGAUGGGUGAAGAUGGCUUCUUGUUGAAAAUAAAACUAGGCCAUUAUGCGUCACAGUUAAAGAGUGCGUAUGACCCUUGUCCAAUGGAGCUUGUGCGCUGCAUCAAACACAUCCUCUACACGGAGCAAAGGCUGGUACAAGAGGCAUCAAACGUGAGCAGUCCGGGGGUUGGACUGACAGAUGGCACGCCUCAGAAAUACCAGCAAAUUAACCAAGCAUUCGAGGAGCUGAGAGUGAUGACGCAGGACACAGAGAAUGACCUGAGAAAGCUGCAACACAGCCAGGAAUACUUCAUUAUUCAAUAUCAGGAAAGCCUGAGAAUACAGGCUCAGCUGAGUAGUUUGGCGAGUUUGCCACCAGCAGAAAGAGUGCAGAGAGAGACGAGCCUGCAAAGUCGGAAAGCUACCCUAGAGGCAUGGCUAACACGAGAGGCCAACACACUGCAGAAGUACAGACAGGACCUAGCAGAGAAACAGCAGAGGACACUGGCAUUGUUGAGGAAACAGCAGACGGUGAUCGUGGAUGAUGAACUGAUUCAGUGGAAGAGACGGCAGCAGCUAGCUGGAAAUGGAGGACCUGCAGAAGGGUCGCUAGACAUUCUUCAGUCCUGGUGUGAGAAGUUGGCGGAUAUGAUCUGGCAGAACAGGCAGCAGAUUCGGCGGGUUGAACAUCUAACUCAGCAGCUGCCCAUUCCAGGCCCCACAGAAGAGCUGCUCAAAGAGCUGAACAGCACAGUCACUGAUGUCAUAUCUGCUCUAGUCACCAGCACGUUCAUUAUAGAAAAGCAGCCUCCACAGGUGUUGAAGACACAGACCAAGUUUGCAGCAACAGUACGUUUGUUGGUGGGAGGGAAACUGAACGUCCACAUGAACCCGCCACAGGUGAAGGCUACCAUCAUCAAUGAGCAACAAGCCAAAGCUCUGCUGAAGAAUGAGAACACCCGGAAUGACAGCAGUGGAGAGAUCCUCAACAAUAACUGUGUGAUGGAGUACCACCAAACCACAGGCACCCUUAGUGCACACUUCAGAAACAUGUCUUUGAAGCGCAUAAAGCGGUCGGACAGGCGUGGCGCUGAAUCGGUGACUGAGGAGAAGUUUACGGUUCUAUUUGAGUCUCAGUUCAGUGUGGGAGGAAAUGAGCUAAUGUUUCAUGUUAAGACGUUAUCUCUGCCUGUUGUGGUCAUCGUCCAUGGAAGUCAGGACAACAAUGCCACGGCGACAGUCCUGUGGGACAAUGCUUUUUCAGAACCGGGUCGGGUCCCCUUCGUUGUUCCGGAUAAGGUCACAUGGCCGCAGCUGUGUGAAGCUCUGAAUAUGAAAUAUAAAUCGGAAGUGCAGAGUGACCGUGGUCUUUCUGAGGAGAAUUUGGUUUUCCUCGCCCAAAAAGCCUUCAGCAGCUCCAGCAACAACCCUGAGGAUUACCGAAACAUGACCAUGACCUGGUCCCAGUUCAACCGGGAGAGUUUACCGGGUAGGAACUUUACCUUCUGGCAGUGGUUUGACGGAGUCAUAGAACUCAUGAAGAAACAUCUCAAGGCUCACUGGAAUGACGGGGCGAUCCUGGGUUUUCUUAACAAGCAGCAGGCUCAGGACAUGCUGUUAUCCAAACCUAAUGGCACAUUCCUACUGCGCUUCAGUGACUCUGAGAUUGGAGGAAUCACCAUCGCAUGGGUGGCUGAGAACCCCAACAAAGCAGGAGAAAGAAUGGUAUGGAAUCUGAUGCCUUUCACAACUAAAGACUUCUCCAUUCGCUCUCUGGCUGACCGCAUCAGUGACCUGAACCACCUGCUCUUCCUUUAUCCAAACCAGCCUAAAGAUGAGGUUUUCUCUCGUUACUGCACCCCUCCAAACUCGAAAGCUGUAGGUGAUGGCUACGUCAAACCGGAGAUCAAGCAAGUGGUGAAAGUUGAGUUUUCUCCACCAAAUUCUGAGCAGCCUGGUGGGAAUUCCAACUUCAUGGACCACAGCGCUUCACCGAACGUCAAUCAACAAAACAACUUUGCGAUCUACGCUCCCAUGAGUGACCCUAUGUUGGAUGCCGAAGGAGAGUUUGAUUUGGAGGAAACAAUGGACAUGGCCAGGCAGGUGGAAGAGUUCCUCCGCCAGCCGUCUGAACCCCAGUGGAGUGGACAGCAGUCGUGACCUUAGACCUGGACGUCCCAUGACCUCUCAGCCCAACUACAGAGAACACGUCAAUGGGUUCCAUUCCAUUUAGCUUUUUUCAGUGUUUUAACAAAUGUGAAAGUUUUGAGAUGCUCAUUAACGUUUAAAAUGACUCUGCAAUGUAAUCGUAACUGCCUCUGCUUUUUGCAUGACAAUUAUCUGCAUCAUUUUCCUUCGCUAGCCUGACAGACCAGGGAAGGUGGAAAGGUAGACGAAUUACAAGUCUGUUGAUGUUAUUAUCAAAUCGUCACUUAAGCAGCACUUAAAGCAAUGUUGUACCAUGUUUCAGGCCAAAACUCUAUAGCAUCAGUACCUUAACUGAUGGUAUUUGUAGUAGUUAAAAGUUCACCUUUUUGGAAAUUACCUCGGAAUGUCUGGCAGAGCUGUUUGUUUUUCUAGUUUUUUCUUUUAGGUCAGAUGAUUACCAGACAUGCAACCUCCUGUAAGUUAUCAGUGUGGAAAAAAAAAUGAUUAGCUUUUAAAAGAAUCAAGAAGCAGUUCACAUUGAUAUUUAAUUUGUUUGGUAAAAUCAAUUCACCUGAACAGCUGAUGGGUACAUUAGGGCUUUGAUUUGAAACAAUAUAUUGUUGCUUUCAAAUUAUCUCGACAUUUUGUUGGUUCUGUUUUAGCAGCAGAAAUCUGUUGUAUUUAGUUGUCGAUGCCAUUAGUUUACAACAUUUCUUGUAUGAAAACCAGGCCAUAUGCACCACACUAUGCAACACUUUAAUAUUUCCAACUGCUGUUGGAUAUUCCUAUAAAACUCUGAGAAUGUGACAAAUCAAAUUAAAAAGGGAGUUUUUUUUGUUUUGAAAGUUGCUCUAGAAUAAAAUCAAAUUUAUAAAAUUAUCCACUUAUUCCACGUUUAGUUGAUCAGCCAAGAUGUUUACUUGUGUGUUUGCAUUGGAGCUACUAGGCAACAGUAGCUAACAGUUAAUGGAAGCUUAUACCUCAAACUGCAAGUCGUGACCUUGAAACGGCGACCUCAAGGCGUGUUGUUGUUAAAGGGGCACGCCACUCUAAAUUUCGGACUUAACAUAUUAUUUGUUGUUUUGUAGUUUUCUGUAUCCCUCUAUCUCUUUGGCUUGACAGAAGAUGAUUGUGUUUCUUUAGUGUUUUCUCACUACAAUACCCAGCAUGCAUUGUGUAAUUACAUCAUACAGCCGUUGCGAAUCCACUGCAGAAGUACGGAUGUGAUAUUCGUCUUCCUAGCUGUACCAUUAACUGUCGUGCUAAAUCAUUUCAAACAGCCCAUCAUGUAUUUGCCCCAAGGUGCUUGUAGUUUUUCAGAAGUUCCUCCCACCUUCAUGAUGCAUCAUCAGUUCUGAAACCACAGAAACUCUAGAGAACAUAGUGACACCUUUGUAGAAGGCAAGUAGGCAUGUGUACAAGAGAUGCUGUGGUAGCAGUUUAUUUUAUUUUAGACAAAUUAUCCCUUUCAGUAAGCACAAGUAGAUUUGCAUAUGUAGUUUCCGAUAUUGUGUGACUGUGUGACAUACUGUUUGGUAAGAAUGAACAGAAGUACAGACGAAACUUGCUUCUGCUGUUGCAGAUUACUGCUACUGUUUUAGUUAGAUGAUGUGCCAGCUGUGGCGUAUAAGCUUGUAUUAUGCAUUUACUACAUUAGGCUUGUAGCUCCAGUUCAAAACUAAAGAAGCAAACUUUAGACACCAAACAUUUUUGGCUGAUUGAAUAGACUUGGUGUAAGAGGGGAAAAAAUGUUAAGUAGAUUUUUUUUUUUUAAAUAUUUUUUUUUUUUUUUUUUUUUUUUUGCAUAUCACCUCAAUUACAUUGUAAUGGUAUAAUUUCAUGCUAGCUAUAACAUACUUCAUCUCAAAGCGAUCUAUUCGUCUUGCUCAAAACUCUCAUAGCCUAGACAAAAACCUUUUUAAAAGGUCUGGCUGAAAUCAUAAUCCUGGCCCAAUCUACCAGUUUAAAUCUUGAAUUUGAGAUCCAGCGACCUGUCUAGUUUACUCCAGAGUAAUUUGACCAAGCGACAAAAAAGUAACACCAUUGCUCUUACUUUCCCACUCCCUUUCUCUUUCUUUUUGCCUUUCCUCCUGUGCCUUAAGACAGCUUAGGUUCGUCAUAUGUUACAAAUACCAAAGUCAAGGCUUGAUGUCCAACAGAUUAAAGCCCAAGCCUUUAUUAGGAUGAUUCCUUAAACCAGCUCUUUUCCUGAAGCACAUCGCCCAUGAGCAGGGAUCCUAGAUCCUCACUACCUCCGAUCACGAGUCCAAUGUGAUCCGUGUUCGGCCCAACUGAUCUAUCAUUCUGCCAAUAUUAAGGGAGCAUGUUAUCAGAUAUUUGAUUAAGUGAAUAUAACACCAGCAUUUAGAGGCAAAUUAAGAGACUUGCUAGUGUGUGGAGAAUUAUAGUUGUUUCAUAUCCUCACAUUAAAACUUAGAGACUUAUAAACUGACAAUAACUAAUUGCUCACCUUUGCUGCAGCAGUAAUGACUUGACUAAAAGAAUUUUGCAGUGGAAAUUCUCCAUUGACAUCACUGCAUUCAUGACUAGCAGGGGUGUAAAUCACUAACCUUGAAAAGACUUGAUUCUAGAUUAUUUAGGACUUUAUUCAGUGCCUCUCUCUCUCUCUCUCUCUCUCUCUCUCUCUCUCUCUCUCUCUCUCUCUCUCUCUCUCUCUCUCUCUGUCUGUCUGUCUGUCUGUCUGUCUGU
Molecule: messenger RNA, 5232 nt
Organism: Pygocentrus nattereri (red-bellied piranha)
Lineage: Eukaryota; Metazoa; Chordata; Actinopteri; Characiformes; Serrasalmidae
Gene: stat5b
Product: signal transducer and activator of transcription 5b
Exons: 19
Coding region: 172-2535 (787 amino acids)
Biological process (GO): regulation of cell population proliferation; defense response; regulation of transcription by RNA polymerase II
Molecular function (GO): DNA-binding transcription factor activity, RNA polymerase II-specific; RNA polymerase II cis-regulatory region sequence-specific DNA binding
Source: RefSeq, a predicted model, not a curated record